GAUCUGUACAAGGACGUCAUGAUGGAGGAUCACCGGCCCCUCACAUCACCAGUUAAGGAAGAGAGAACAACGCCCGAGAGAUGUCCCAGUCUUCUUCCUCCACAGGAUAAUUCAGAAGAACAUCACUAUGUCCCACAGGAUGAUCAGGUAGAUGGAUAUAAGGACAUCAUGAUGGAGGAUCACAGGCCUCUCACAUCACCAGAUAAGGAAGAGAGAAGAACACAGGAGAGAUGUCCCAGUCCUCUUCUUCUACAGAAUGGGUCAGAAGAACAUCACAAUGUCCCACAGGAUGAUCAGCUUGUGAAUCCGGGUGAAGAUCUGAACAAUAUUAAUCCUACAGAGACAUAUGUGAGGGGUGAUGAGCAGAGUAUAGAGGACAUUCCUACAGAUAACCGCCCAGAUGACUGUACUAGGAACUUAGAGAAACAUCUGGUAUCUUCAGAUUCUAAAGUAGAUGAUCGUGGUAUCAUACAAGAUCUAUAUGAACAUCAUGCCAAUAUCCAAGAUAUAUCUUCAUCCAAUCACAGCAAAAAUGUAUUUUUUGAUCCUUUUAAACAGGUCCGAUCUUCUGAUUCAUUACAGACUGUAACACAGAAUAAAAGUCAUAGAAAAGGUGUUAAACACCCAACAGCUCUUGUAAGAGAGAAGACAUUUUCAUGUUCAGAAUGUGGAAGAUUUUUUAGAUAUAAAUCAAAAUUAGUUGUACAUCAAAGAAUUCACACUGGGGAGAAGCCAUUUUCAUGUUCAGAAUGUGGUGAAUGUUUUAAGUCUAAACAAACUCUUGUUAUACAUCAGAGAAUUCACACAGGAGAGAAGCCAUAUCAAUGUUCAGAAUGUGGGAAAUGUUUUAAGAAUAAUUCAGCUCUUGUUGUACAUCAGAUAACUCACGCAGGAGAGAAGCCAUUUUCAUGCUCAGAAUGUGGGAAAUGUUUUAAUCAGAAAUCAGUUCUUUAUAGACAUCAGAGAAUUCACACAGGGGAGAAGCCAUUUUCAUGUUCAGAAUGUGGGAAAUGUUUUAAGAAUAAAUCAGGUCUUGUUAUACAUCAGAUAACACACACAGGAGAGAAGCCAUUUUCAUGUUCAGAAUGUGGGAAAUGUUUUAAUCAGAAAUCAGUUCUUUAUAGACAUCAGAGAAUUCACACAGGGGAGAAGCCAUUUUCAUGUUCAGAAUGUGGGAAAUGUUUUAAGAAUAAAUCAGGUCUUGUUGUACAUCAGAGAACUCACACAGGGGAGAAGCCAUUUUCAUGCUCAGAAUGUGGGAAAUGUUUUAAGGAUAAAUCAGGUCUUGUUGUACAUCAGAGAAAUCACACAGGGGAGAAGCCAUUUUCAUGUUCAGAAUGUGGGAAAUGUUUUAAGCAUAAAUCAAAUCUUGUUGUACAUCAGAGAAAUUACACAGGGGAGAAGCCAUUUUCAUGUUCAGAAUGUGGGAAAUGUUUUAAGCAGAAAUGGGCUCUUGUUGUACAUCAGAGAAAUCACACAGGAGAGAAGCCAUUUUCAUGUUCAGAAUGUGAGAAAUGUUUUAACAGUAAAUCGCAUCUUGUUGUACAUCAGAGAAAUCACACAGGGGAGAAACCAUUUUCAUGCUCAGAUUGUGGAAAAUUAUUUAAGCAGGAAUCACAUCUUGUUGUACAUCAGAGAAUUCACACCGGGGAGAAGCCGUUUUCAUGCUCAGAAUGUGGGAAAUGUUUUAACCAGAAAUCAGCUCCUGUUACACAUCAUAAAACUCACAAAGAGAAGCCAUCUUCAUGCUUAGCCCUUUAGUGACCACUCUUAUGUGUUUGUAUGGUAGUCAGUGUCGGUAACUGGCUUUAUUCGUUCAGUUACUCCUUUUUACAGGGACAUAAAACAGAACCUUGCUUUGAGUUACCAGAGGUGGCCGAGGUCUUGGAGUGAUGAUUGGGACCACUGUGAGAGCUCCCCAAAACAAACAUAGUCUCCUAUAUUGAAUGAAUACUGGUCAUCAAAGGAUAGAUCCAGUUAAAAGUGAAAGUUAAUACUGUAUAUACAGUACUGAUCAAAAGUUUAAGA
Molecule: messenger RNA, 2028 nt
Organism: Bufo bufo (common toad)
Lineage: Eukaryota; Metazoa; Chordata; Amphibia; Anura; Bufonidae
Product: oocyte zinc finger protein XlCOF22-like
Exons: 5
Coding region: 19-1761 (580 amino acids)
Biological process (GO): regulation of transcription by RNA polymerase II
Molecular function (GO): DNA-binding transcription factor activity; RNA polymerase II cis-regulatory region sequence-specific DNA binding
Source: RefSeq, a predicted model, not a curated record